AUGCUCUCCCACGAAGAGCAGUUCCCGAUCGACCCUGAUGCGGAAGAGGAGCUCCAUCAGUUCACCUUCCGGGCGGUAUUCGUUGGCUGCGUUUUGGGUGGUGUAAUUGCGGCUUCAAACGUAUACCUGGGCUUGAAGACGGGCUGGACAUUUGGUGCAUCUUUGUUUGGCUCGAUCUUUGGCUUUGCCAUCCUCAAACCAAUGUCGCGUGCCCUGCCCACGUAUCUGGGUGGUGGCUACUUCGGUCCUAAAGAGAACGUCUGCUGCCAGUCAGCCGCCACAGCGGCAGGCAGUCUGGGCUUGAUCUUCACCAGUGGACUUCCAGCUGCAUAUCAACUCGGCCUUCUCGAUAACCCUAAGGCGGACUUCGGCAAGCUCUGCACGCUCACGCUUGCAUGUGCCUACUACGGCAUGUUUUUCGCCAUUCCCCUGCGCAAACUCUAUAUUCUCAAGCAGAAGCUUGCCUUCCCAUCUGCGGUAGCGGCAGCAUACACUAUCAGAUCGCUACACACUGGCAAGAACGCCGAGGCGAAUGCAAAGAAGAAGACUUAUGCAUUGGUCAUCGCCUUCUCCCUCGCCAUCACUUACCGUUGCGUCAGCGAGUACGCUCCCGGUAUCCUUUGGGACUGGCACUGGGGUUGGACACUCUACAGUAUCGGCUGGAAGCAAGCCAUCAAGGUUGAGAACUGGAGCUGGAUCGUCGAGUUCACCCCGGCGUUCAUUGGAGUAGGUUUCAUCGCUGGUGUCAACGCUUCCUACUCCUUUUUCGGCGGCGCCAUCGUGGCCUGGGGGAUCAUUGGACCUGCACUUGUCGCCGCUGGAGAAGCGUUUGGAACACCAAUUGAUCCGGUGAAGUACCCGGGCUAUAUCAACUAUAUGGGCAUGGUACUGGACGACCCGGUCAACAGGCCAUCUCCGCGCUACUGGCUGGUGUGGCCCGGCACGAUGCUGUUGCUUGCAGGCUCCUUCGCUGAACUCGCUGCUAACUGGAAAGCGAUUCUGGGGUCCUUUGCGGCCCUCGUAGAGCCUCUUACCAACAGGUUCCGGAAAGGACGUGGUGGCAUGUAUGACCAAGACCAGAUUGAGGAGCCUUGUCCGCCGAGUGAGCUUGUGCCAACAUGGAUGUGGGGCGGUGGCAUCAUUCUCAGCAUCGUCUUUACCUGCAUUAUCAUGGGCGUGCAGUGGGGUCAGAACGUUGGGGUAACAAUCCUGGCAAUAUUCUUCGCCUUCCUAUUCUCCUUUAUCGGCGUGGAAAGCGCAGGACGCACUAAUAUCAUACCUGUGACUUCUAUCGGCAACGCUGUCCAGCUCAUCGUCGGCGGCACAACCCAUGGUCACGGAACGAUUGCGAACCAACAGACCCUCAACAUUACCGGAGGUCUGCUCGCUCUUGGCGCAUCCGAACAGUCGGCGGACAUGGUUGGAGAUCUCAAGACAACCCAUCUCCUCCGCGCAUCACCACGCGUGCAGUUUUACGCGCAGUGCUGCGGCGCUAUCGUGUCGGUCUUCAUGAGUGUGGCCAUGUACGUCCUUUUCUCCGAGGCUUACCCCUGCAUCAACGACCUCGCUCUUGCGGACAACUGUGCCUUUGCCAUUCCGGACGUUGGAGCUUUUCGUGCGAUCGCAGUGGCAGUUACUUCAACGUCGCUGCCGGUGCCGAGAUCUUCGGGCAUACUUUGCAUCGUCCUCUUGGUAUGGGCCUUUGUGCAGACUUACCUCAAGUACAAGUUUGUGCCGGUCAAAUACCACCAUUACGUGCCCAACUUGGUCGGCAUGGGUAUUGCUUUCAUCCUCAACACCACUACUUAUCCCGCGGCCAUGGCCUUCGGCGCCACUUUUGCCUUUUUCUGGAGGAAGAAUUAUCCGGCGGCCUUCGGUAUGUACUGCUAUGCGGUUGCAGCCGGCAUGAUUGCCGGCGAAGGUCUUGGUGGUAUAGUUGGCGCUGUGCUCCAGGUCGCCAAGGUUUCUGGUAACUACUAUGGAACUGCCAUUGGUUGUCCAGCCAUGGCGUAUUGUGGUUGA
This is a messenger RNA of Baudoinia panamericana UAMH 10762, 2022 nucleotides long. RefSeq lists its product as uncharacterized. Gene Ontology annotation, molecular function: oligopeptide transmembrane transporter activity. Gene Ontology annotation, cellular component: fungal-type vacuole membrane. Bases 1 to 2022 code for a protein of 673 amino acids. The transcript has 5 exons. The record is from RefSeq and is a predicted model, not a curated record. Lineage: Eukaryota; Fungi; Ascomycota; Dothideomycetes; Mycosphaerellales; Teratosphaeriaceae.